Molecule: messenger RNA, 816 nt
Organism: Lachancea meyersii CBS 8951
Lineage: Eukaryota; Fungi; Ascomycota; Saccharomycetes; Saccharomycetales; Saccharomycetaceae
Source: the annotation of a GenBank genome assembly
AUGGCCGCUACUAAAAGCUUUCAUCGUCACAGCGUGGCUGGGUCUUCCCACGACGCUGUUGCCGUGAAUGACAUACCAGUGAACUUCAAAUCGACUUUGCCACCUAGAAAACGAGCGAAGACAAAGGAGGAGAAAGAGCAGAGACGUAUCGAGCGGAUACUGCGGAACAGACGCGCGGCUCACCAGAGUCGUGAGAAAAAGAGGCUGCAUUUGCAGCAUUUGGAACGGAAAGCGGCGUUGCUGGAGGAAAUCCUGAGCUCGCCAGACGUGGCGCAGCUUGUGAAAAACGACAGCUCCCUACGCAGCAUAUUCGACGAGUACCAGGUUCUGGCGUCCCAGGCGGAUGAGGAUGGCAGUUUUGCCGUGCACGAAAGUCCCGAUAGCGCCACUAAUGGCCAGCGGACCCCAGAAUCGAUGUCGUACUCACUGUCGUCGUCGUCCAAGCUCACAUCGCGCUCGAAUUCCCUUGUUUCGUCGCCCUUACGCGUCGUAGAUGAAGACAAAACCAGAAACGCUCAGCAACCGCGGGCCAUGGACAAUCUUCUGGAGCCGGUUCCAGAAAGCCCAACUGUUGCCAGUGUUUCCUUCGACUCUCUGCUCUCUGGCGACUUGGGGGAAAAUAAAUCCCUCUGUCUACUUCCACCACGCACCUCUGUGGCCGAUCCCAACAAUUGGAAUCUGCUGCUGACCGACAACCACGACGAACUCGUCGCACACUCCCACGACGAAGGCGAGUACCCUGUCCUCGACAUGACUGAUAACUCCUGGGGCCUUGACCCAUUGCGUAAUCCAGCCGUGAUUAAGCUUAUUAGAUGA